CAUUUGCUCAUUAUUAAAGGGCAAGUGUUUUCCCCUGUCUAAAUUCAAGCUCUUGCCUAAAGUAGGAAUAAUGACACAGUGCAGUACAUCCUCUUGCAGCUUGGUGACUCUACAACUUCUGCAGCACCUGCUGGGUUAACAUGGACAAGACCCCGCCCCAAAGUUUGAAAUCAGACCCGCCCACUAGUACUUUAUCUCCGCCUUCCCCAGGAAGCUGCUUUAUAAACACAAUGGAUGGCCGGCUUCAGCGAUGGUUUCCCCUGGCCACACUGAAAUACGAUGGGCAGAGAUACCUGUGCCACGGCCGAGGAGGAGACAGCAGUAGCAGCCCCCAGAUUGUACACGUGACCAAUGGUGCUGAGGUCUGGGGGGCAGACGUGACAGAGGAGACCCUGGAUGAGUGGAGCAACAGCCCCCAGUCUGCACGGAACGGCGCAGAAAAGCUUAAAGAGACCUUCCAGUGCAGCUCGCCUGUCUUAGAUGUACAAGGCAGUUCAGCCAAACUGCUCUUUCCUAAACAUUCGGGCAAUGUGACCCUCUGUCUUUUCAAGCUGCCUGUCUCAGAGGCGAGGGCACACGUGCAGUCUCUCAUCUUCGAUUUAACGGAUCGGGUGUGGGAACUGGAGAAGCUUCAGAAAGAGGGUGCACCUACAUCAGCCAGCCCAGUGAAAGUGUCCCAGACUCCUCAGUCGCUCCUCUUUCAAGAUCUCGAUUCGCGAAAGAAAGGCUACGGGACCUCGGCACCACAGCUCAAGAAGAGAAUUCCAGGAGAGUCUCUGAUUAACCCGGGUUCCAAAAGCAAAAAGGCAGCAAGGGGCGUAGAUUUUGACGACGCUUAAGAGGAAGGAAAUUUCGGUUUAAUCAACAUGUCCAGCAUUCUCCAGAGAGUUUUCAUCUAUGAUCAGUUGAAGACUGCAAGGACAUGUUAAUCGGAACUACAUCAACGCUAUACAGGGUACAGAAUACAGCUACAUUUAUAAUCCAGCUAUGGAAAGCAUGUUACUUCUUACACUCACAGACGCAAUUUACAAAUGCUUGAUAAUACAUUAAAUAUACUGUAAUAUCUAUACUUCCUGGUUGCUCUCUUUCCUGUGGUCAGGCAGAGUUGUGACCAUAGGAAUGAGAACAGCGCAGGAGCAUAAAGUACAGAGAAUCAGAACCCUAUAUUGGGGUAUCCCCUUAAAACCUCUGGGUCACAGUUCCACUCUGCAAUCAAUGCAAAAAAACUUUAUUUUGUAACAGAAUUAAUUCCAUUUUCACAAUUUGUUUGUAGUUAGUAUGGAUACAUUUUAAUCUUUCCUAGCAACAUAUAAAUAUAUUUACAGCUCAUACGGAAACAUUGCCUGAGGAGAGCUGGGUACAAUUAGACCAUACAAGCUUUUGUGCUGCCAUGCAGUAUGUAAAUUCAUUAGCUAUAAAAGAUAUUUAUAUAUAUAUAUAUAUAUUACUUUCCACUAUGGAGUAGAAGUUUUUAUUUAUUGUCUCUGUAUUUCUAGCUUAUGACUGUUCCACUAAAUUUUGUAGAUUGAAAUAAAAUGAAUUAAAUAUUUGGGAACCCAGA
This is a messenger RNA of Xenopus laevis (African clawed frog), 1561 nucleotides long. RefSeq names its product protein PAXX-like (gene paxx.L). NCBI's taxonomy places the organism in Eukaryota, Metazoa, Chordata, Amphibia, Anura, Pipidae. The transcript is spliced from 7 exons. The record is from RefSeq and is a predicted model, not a curated record. The coding region runs from base 141 to 839 and encodes 232 amino acids.